This is a messenger RNA of Amphimedon queenslandica, 3242 nucleotides long. Its product is annotated as claspin-like. Lineage: Eukaryota; Metazoa; Porifera; Demospongiae; Haplosclerida; Niphatidae. Gene Ontology annotation, molecular function: anaphase-promoting complex binding. The record is from RefSeq and is a predicted model, not a curated record. Gene Ontology annotation, biological process: mitotic DNA replication checkpoint signaling; activation of protein kinase activity; mitotic G2 DNA damage checkpoint signaling. The transcript has 17 exons. Bases 47 to 2962 code for a protein of 971 amino acids.
UCCCGGGUAAUGAGCCGGGAAAAGUCAUAUCCACGUGGUUUGGUGCAUGCGCAGUAAAGAGGGCGUUGCCGGGUCGGUCACUCCCGCUGUUUCCCGCCAAAAGAUGGAGAAUCCAAUAUUUCAAAACUCUGAUCUAUUUGACACUGCUGAGUCUCCCUCACCCCCAUCAUCCCCGUUUCACUCUCAUUCUAGUAGCAAUCAUUUGAAUGAUAGCACACAACUUAAUGAUAAUGAAGAACAAGAAGGAGAGAGAAGAAGAAUAGAAGCUAAAAGCGAUGAGCCAUCACCACCUCCUAAAAAGCGUCAAAGAAAAACAAGAGAGAAACAAGGAUUGAGUAAGCUUGAUAUUAAAAAGAUGCACAGUGAGAGCCAGCGAUUGAUAAGGGAAUCUGAAAUUAAAUUACCGCAAUAUAAGCCUAAACUAAAGACACUGGACUCCUUCAUUUCAAAACUUAACAGAACCAAAGUAUCACUGAGAAAAGCUACUCCUAAACUUCCUCCUCCUCCUGAGAUAACAGAAUCAGAAGAUAAAGAGAAUAUCCAAUCAAUUAAAACUACUAAUGAACCAAUUAAAACUACUAAUGAGCCACAAAUUAGGAGGACACCCUCUCCUCUUUCUCUCCCUCCUCCUUCAGAUGAUAACAUAAAGGAUGUGACUGAUGUUGAGGCUCCACUCACUGCCCCUCCCAUUAAUGAAGCCCCUCCCACUAAUACUGAUGUGACUAAAGGUCUAUUUAAGGAAUCUCCUCCUGCUUUAUCAUCUCGUCAAUCCUCUCUCUUCUCUUUUCUAAAGACUCCUUCAGAGAAAUCUGAAAAUAUAGAGGAGCCCAAAACCACAUCUCCCCCUGUUGCUCCCCCUCCUCCAUUGCUUAGUUCAGCUGAUAAGUGGGAAGAGAUAAGUAUCUCAUUACCAGAACUAACACCAGUUCAAGAACUACAAAGAAAGUUUUAUAGACAAAUAAAACCAAGAAAUAAUAAGAAAAAGCCAUCAGCAGAGGAGAAUCAAGCUAAUUUUGAGACUUUGAGAGCUGAGUUAAAGAAACAAGUAAUGACAAAGAGAAUGAAAGAGAUACAAAAGAUUGAGGAAAUAAUAAAACUUGAGGAGGAGGAGGAAGAGGAAGAAGAGGAGGCAGAAUUUACUGACAGAGAAACAACUGAAGAAGAGGAAGAGGAGGAAGAAUACAGUGAGAGUGAAGUAGAAGAUACGAGUGUUGUCGUGCAUAAAACUGAAGUGGAAGACGAUGAUAUAUUGUUUGUCCCAUUACGUAAAACAAGGCAAUUAAUAAUCGAUGAUGAUGAUGAUGACAACACUAAUAAUGAUACCCUAGCAACAUCAUCAAGAGAUUCCCAUGAAAGUCUGGCAACUGCUGCUACUGCAACCAAAGGUGACAUUGUAGAGGGAGAGUCACUGAUGGAUAAAGCUUCUAUAGUUGAAGAGAAAGGAAGGGAAGAGGAGGAACCACCACUGGUGUAUACCGAGCCAUCAGAUAGUUAUGUAUCUGAUAAAGAUGAAGAUAGUGAUGACAAAUCAGUCAAAAAUGAUGACAGUAUUACAGAAGAUACUACAACACAGUUGCUGUUCACUGCUCCUGUCUCGCCAGAAGAAACCAAUUCCAGUUAUUAUCCUAACUCUCUCCCACCUCAUCAGCCUGAAAGCACAACAGCUUCUCUUCCUCCUAUUUCAAGGGAGAACUCUAGCAAUGUUCCUUUUGUGUUGAGACAAAACAGCACUUUAUCAUCAAUAUCUAGUGAAAAGGAUAUAUUCAGAGGACUGGUGACCGAGAGGAAAGAUGAUGAUGAUGAUGAUGAUAGGAGGGACAGUAGAGAGGAGAGCACAAGUACCAGACUAAUGUCAAUGGUAGAUGAAGACACACAGUUCCUGGACUCAGAGGGAUUUUUAUGUGCUAAGAGGCAGCCUGAAGCUAAGUUGUCUUCAUUUUCAGCCAUUACCAGUAUUAUGAAUAAGGACAGAGGAGGGAAGGGGACAGCUGGAGAUCCUUCCUUCAGUCAGAUUGAAGCAAUGUGCUCGGGAUCCUUCAGUAAAGGACUGGAUGGUCCUGAAGGUACUCAGUGUAGCUUCAGUGACGUGGUCGGACUUUGUUCUGGGGUUUUUCCCUCCGCUCCCUCAACUACACAGAUUGCAAUGGCAACGAGCAGUGAAGACGAACAAGACAACGUGAUGCUGACUUUGAAACGAAAAUCAAAGUCCAAACAACCAGAUCAAAGUGAAAGAUUAAAAGAUUUUGUCGAGAGUGAGGCAGAGUUAUCCGGAACUGAUAUAGCGUCGGAUGAUGACGAGGAAGAAAUGGGCGGAGACUCGUACGAGGAGGAGGAAGGGGCGGGGUCAGACGUGCCCCUAUCAGAGGGAGAGUUAUGGGAUCAAGUAAAUAAAGUUCACAUGAAGCAGUUAGCUGAUGAUGAUAAAGCUGAUUUAAGAAACAUCAAAGACAGAUUCUUAUUAGAGGGUGAUUUGUGUGAAGAUGGUCUUUAUCUCAAGAACGGGUUCUUUAGAUCACGUCGUUUUGCUCCAAAGAGAACUGGCUCCGAAACCUCGCUUGACAUGUUUUUAGAGACGGAGAGAGAUUUUGAGUUAGGAGAAGGAGAAGAAGGAGAUGACGACUCUCAAAUUGAAGCAAAGAAGAGAAGAGAUAGACUGGAGAGGGACGAAUUUAUUAGAAGAAGCCAGGCUAGAUCAGAUCUGCUAACAUUCGAUGACAACAGUCAGUCAAUUUUAAAUCUAAUCAACGAUAACUCAUCAUUGGCUGUGCCACAAACUCCUGAAGUCAAAACUGCUGUAGAACCAUUAUCACUAUCAGCUAAAAGGUCAAGGUGUGGCUCAUUUCUUAAGCACACUCCUUCAACUCUUCAAAGACACAAGUACUACAUCAGCUGCUACUGGCGGAUGCUCUUUUGUCUUCAGGAGUGGAAUACCAGCUGGAACACCUUCAUCUACCAAAUCUAAUGGUCAAAAAUGACCCAAAUUACUCAAAUCAACAUGUUUGCCACACGAAGAUUGUGGGCCUGGAAGCAACAGUAAUAGCAUAUUCAAUGAACUUUAAUCCUCAAUCAUUAUUAAUAACUUUUAUUUAUCGUCAUGAAUGCUGCAUGGGCAUGACUGAAAUUUAUUGUCACUAUUGUUAUUAUUAUUAUUGUUAGCAAAAAAUCAUGGCAAAAUCAUAAUGAAAAACAUGAUCAAAAAAGCAAAAAGGUUGUGAUACAGUUAAACAAAAUCAAUAGUACAA